This is a messenger RNA of Naegleria gruberi, 2547 nucleotides long. RefSeq lists its product as uncharacterized. Gene Ontology annotation, molecular function: glycerophospholipase activity. Bases 1 to 2547 code for a protein of 848 amino acids. Gene Ontology annotation, biological process: fatty acid metabolic process. The record is from RefSeq and is a predicted model, not a curated record. The transcript has a single exon. Gene Ontology annotation, cellular component: membrane. Lineage: Eukaryota; Heterolobosea; Eutetramitea; Acrasida; Naegleriidae.
AUGUUCAAGAGCGGUUCUCAGUCAUCUUCACUUGCCAGUGUUGGACUCAGUGAUUAUGAAACCAUCUAUGAAAAGGUUUCGAAGAGUAUUGUAAUGAGGAAGUGGAUGAACAAAUUAAAUAAUCUACAGACAAGAAUUAGUGAAGGGGACGAUCACGAUUUUGAAGUUGUUGAAAAUAACGAUUAUUACUAUUCCAACUUUGCAAAAUUCUUUCUCUCCGAUGUGAAAACACACCUGUUGAAUUGCACAGAUGAUGUCUCGUCGGAGCAAUUUAUCGAUUUAGAACUGAUACUGUUAGAUGUUGAUGAUUUUGAUAAUUGGAAAAUAGUACUACCAGCAAGGCCAAUUCCUGAAGUGUUAUCAGAUGAAGUUAUUACCUCUUCAUCAAAUUUGAAUUAUCAAGAUAAUAGAUUGUCUGUCUCCUUGAACAGUGGCAAUUUUAAACGUGCAUCAGUGAGAUUGGCAGAUCAUGAUGAUCUCAUCAAAAUAACAGAAGUAACCAAUUUAAAAACUGAUUACUUUUCACAUGUAAGAUUUGCUGUGAGAAUAUUUGGUCUAGUAUUAUGCUUCUUUGAGGAUUCAUUGGUUUAUCUCAUUGAAAAAACUGCAUCCUCUGCACAUGAGUCCAAAUCCAGUUUAGCAUCUAAGAGAUUUAAAAUUCCUGUCGAUAGAAAACUCACUACCAAGGUAAUGAUAGAAGGAAUUGUGCGAGUGGUGUCACAAUAUAAUUCAUCUCGAUAUUUUGAUUUAAUAUCUAUCAAUAGUAUACGAUUCGUAAUGGAUAUAUUUUCACUUUUAGGAUCAAAAAAGAUUUUUAAAGAAUUCCCAACAAUAAUACCCUCAAUUGAAGAGUUUUGGAAUGUAUAUUAUUACUAUAGAAGUAAAUAUUUAGGUGGGGAUUACAGUGAUGCAGAGCUGCAGAAAGAAAAAGAAGAGCAAACUAAGAAGAAGAAAUAUAUCGAUAUUGAUGAAAUGCCAGAAUGGGAAAUCCCACUUUUUAAAUAUACGGUUCCGAAAGAUGUUUUUAAAAAGUUAAAAAAAGAGAAGAAUUGGAAAUCUGACUCACUGCUCAUAGUUUCAUACAAGCAGUUACACUUGAUUUUGUCCAACAUUUUGGAAGUAAUUCCAGAUUUUAAGGAUACAUAUCCUUUUGAUUAUGUAUUUUUGAAGAACUUGGAUAGAAAGUGUUGGUUUAAUCACUACUAUCAAUUAGAAUUAGAUCCUAUUAUGAAAUUGUCAUCUUAUAUCAUUAAUGAAAAUUCUGUGGGUUGUAUACCAGAGCCUGUAUUUUUGAAAAACAAUCCAUUCAUUUCAUACCAUAUUACAAAGCCACCUUUAACUGACUAUAACCAAAUCCGAUCACUUAAACCAAAAGACAAAGCAAUUAAUGUUCUAAUUUUGGAUGGAGGUGGUAUCAAAGGAUUGAAUUUGAUUUCAAUUUGUGAGGAAAUGGAAAAGAGAUUGCAAAAGAAAAUGUGUGAAAUAUUUGAUUUGAUUUGUGGUACUUCGACAGGUGCAAUUCUUGCCAAACUUUUCCAAAUUGGGUUAACUUGUGAGGAAUGUAAAAAGAUUUAUCAUCAACUCGGAAAACAAAUUUUCAAAAUGGAAGGAAAUAUUAGUGUAACAAAAACUCUUAUGACCAUGAAGGGAAAGGCAUGGUAUGAUGAAAAGCAAUUGGAAAUGUUUUUCAAAAAGUUUGUGGGUACAAAAUACAUUAAUAAUAGCCCAGAUAGAAUACCAAUGUGGUUUGCCCUAUCAACACUCACACCUUUGAGUGAAGAUACUAAGAAAGUCGUUAUGAGAACUCAUACCAAUAAUCCUGUGGAAGGUGUUGAACAAGAAUUUUAUAAUGACUUGUUAAUGCAUGCUGAAUCUACACCUUUCAUAUUUAGAUCCUAUUCAGAUCCUUGGAGAUUCCCAGACAAUAAGAGGAAACAUCCAGAUUUUUACCUUGGAACAAUUCACGGAAAUUUCAUUCAUGAUUACAAAGCUCUCAGAUGUACAUCAGCAGCUCCAUUAUAUUUUAAGGAAAUGAAUAUGGGUGAGAGAGCUUUCGUUGAUGGUGCUUGUGUAAAUAAUAAUCCUUCUGUAGUAUCGGCAUUCGAAGCCAAGCAGAUAUGGCCGGACCAUUCGAAAUUCAUCUUUGUAUCUAUUGGUACAGGUUUAAAGAAAAGUCAAGAGAAUGCAACAACUCCUCAAGCAUCAAUGGAAGAAGAAUUGAAUUUCGUCAAUGAUUCAAGUCCAAAGAAUAAGCCAAAACAAUCGACAGGUAUUUUAGGAAAUGUAAAGAAGAAUCUGGCACAAAUUUAUGGACUCGUUGAUUUGCAACUAAGUUCAGAAAAACAACACAAGCAAAUGUUAACACAAGUGGAAUUAAUGAAAGAAACAAGAGAUAUUUACUACUAUCGAUUUAAUACUCCAGGUUUAGGAGAUUUUGAUUUGGAUAUUGUCGAAGACGCAACAUUAAAGGACUGGGAAGAAAAAAGUAAGGCCUACAUUUCAGAGUUGAAAGAAAUGGAAGAGGCUUGCAAAGUCCUCAGUGAAUAA